AUGGAGUCAGAAAGAGCUAGCACCAGUCACUCGAGAAAAAGAUCCCGAAGAUCAGACUCCAGGCGUACAAAGAGAGAAAGAGAAGAGAAGCGAGAAGAAUCAGACGAGGAUGGAGAAGUGAGGGAGCCACCGAAGCCAAAAAUACUCUCCGCUCGUGAAUUGGAGCGUCAGAGACUUAUUGAGGAAGAACUGAUCAAAGAAAAAGAAGAGGAAGGAGAUGAGCCUGUUUGGUCCAUGAAAAGAGCCCAAGAAGAAAAACCUAGCAGAGUCUGCCCAUACUUAGAUACAAUUGACCGAUCCGUGUUGGACUUUGAUUUCGAAAAGUUAUGCUCGGUAUCAUUAUCACAUCUGAAUGUAUAUGCUUGUUUGAUUUGUGGAAAAUAUUUUCAAGGUCGAGGAACAAACACCCAUGCUUAUACCCAUUCCUUGGACACCGAUCAUAGAGUGUUCAUGAAUUUGCAAACGUUGAAGUUCUUCUGUUUACCAGAUAAUUAUGAGGUUCAAGACCCUUCUCUGGAUGAUAUCAAAUACGUACUCCAACCCACAUAUACAAAAGAUUUGAUUGCAAGUCUCGACAAACAGACACGUAUGGCUAGAGCUUAUGAUGACAGCACAUACUAUCCUGGAGUUGUUGGAUUGAAUAACAUCAAGGCUAACGAUUACUGUAACGUUAUUUUCUCCGCACUAGCUCAAGUCAGCCCGCUUCGCAACUAUUUCUUACAAGAGGAAAAUUAUGCCAAAAUAAAGAGACCUCCUGGAGAUAUUCUUUCUGAGCUACCAAAACGUUUCGGAGAGCUUAUAAGAAAAAUCUGGAACCCGAAAGCUUUUAGAAAGCAUGUAUCCCCUCAUGAAAUGCUUCAGGCCACUGUUCUGUGUUCUGAAAAAAAGUUCCAGUUUACAAAACAAAGUGAUGCUGCUGAUUUUAUGAACUUCUUAUUGAAUACGCUACACACAGCCUUGAAUGGAAAUAACAAAACGAACUCUUCAAUAGUUUACAAAGCUUUCCGUGGUCGAAUGCGUCAGUAUUCCAGAAAAGUGAUGCCAACAGAAGCUACUGAGGAAGAACGUCGUCAGUUACUCAUUCUUCCUGAGUAUCAAGAAACUGUAAAAGAAAUUCCCUUCUUGUAUUUAACAUUGGAUCUUCCACCAGCUCCUUUGUAUCGUGAUCAACAAUUGGAGAACAUUAUCCCUCAAGUGCCGCUUCAUGUUCUUCUCGGCAAGUUCAAUGGUAUUUUGGAAAGGGAGUACAAGACUUACAAGGAGAAUAUAAUGAAAAGGUUCGAGUUGCUGCGACUACCAGAGUAUUUGAUAAUCACUUAUAAGCGAUUCAAUAAGAACCAGUGGUUCGUAGAGAAGAACCCAACAAUUGUUAAUUUCCCAAUCAGUAACGUUGACUUGUAUGAUUGUCUUGCACCUGAGGCACAACAGUCACAUAAAUACACAACAUAUGAUCUGGUAGCUAACAUAGUUCAUGAAGGAACUCCCGAAGAAGGAAGUUACCGUGUACAGCUUGUGCAUCAAGGAUCUCAAAAAUGGUUCGAGUUGGAAGAUUUGCACGUGAAAGAAAUUCUCCCUCAAAUGAUUGUGUUAGCUGAAUCUUACAUACAGGUGUGGAGAUUGGAUAGAACUAAAACUAGAGAACAACGUAUGGCCGAAGGCACUGACGAGAACCCGAUGGACAUGGGUAGUUAG
Auanema sp. JU1783 is the source of this 1692-nucleotide messenger RNA. NCBI's taxonomy places the organism in Eukaryota, Metazoa, Nematoda, Chromadorea, Rhabditida, Rhabditidae. The record is from the annotation of a GenBank genome assembly.